UUUGAUCCAUGCCUGAAUCGAGCUAUCCGCAACAGUAUGAGAAAGUCCCGCUGUCGAUUGGUUCGCCGGCCCGUUGUUCGUGAGGGCUUUGAAGCUUCGAUGACCUGAGCCUUUUGGUCGAUUUCAGGCGUCAUGUGGGGUCUCCCCGUGGUGCUCCUUCUCCUGCUGACCCGCCACCAUCCGCCAUCUUGACUUCCACGCGUCGGUUUUUUUCUCCCUUCGUUCGUUUUUCAUCGUCUUCUGCAAGACCAUCUAUGCCUUUCCCUUUGUUUCCAUGAUCCCUGCAGCGCCGAAGCCAGCAGCAGGCUAGCGGCCUUCCUCACUCUUGUCGCCAUGAAGACCCUCGGGCCGAGGCCCCAACUCUCUGUCUCCUCUUCUUCCAGCCACGAGGCCCCACUCAAGAAGUUCCUUUCCGAUAGCGGGACGUUCAGGGAUGGUGAUCUCUUGGUCAACAGGGAUGGCCUGCGUAUUCUCCCUGACGGCGGCUUGGAUUCGCCAGCACCACUACAACCCUUGGAUUCCCAGUUCUCAUUGGCUGAUGUUGACAGUAUUAAAGUUAUCGGGAAGGGCAAUGGCGGCAUUGUUCAACUUGUACGCCAUAAGCAGACUAGCCAAUUUUUUGCUUUAAAGGUUAUUCAAAUGAAUGUUGAAGAAAGCAUACGCAGACUGAUCGUGCAGGAGUUGAAGAUAAAUCGAUGGUCUCAGUGUCCUUACAUUGUAGUAUGUCAUCAUGCUUUAUAUGAUAAUGGCAUUAUCUCAAUAUUACUAGAGUACAUGGAUGGUGGUUCUCUGUCAGAUUUGAUCAGGAAAGUGGGAUCCAUCCCAGAAGCAUAUCUGUCUGCAAUUUGCAAGCAGGUUCUCAAGGGUCUUGUAUAUCUUCAUCAUGAAAUGCAUAUUAUUCAUAGGGACAUAAAACCUUCUAACCUAUUGGUCAACCACAGAGGAGAAGUGAAAAUAACGGAUUUUGGUGUCAGUGCAAUACUUGAUAGGACCAGUGGCUUGCGGGAUACUGUUGUCGGUACCUACACUUACAUGUCUCCAGAGCGAAUAAGUGCAAAAAAGUAUGGCCACAAGAGUGACAUUUGGAGCUUGGGACUGGUUUUACUUGAGUGUGCAACUGGAAGCUUCCCUUACACUCCAGUGGACAAGGACAAAGGGUGGACCAUUUACGAGCUUCUUGAGGCAGUUGUUGACCAGCCACCACCUCAAGCUCCUUCAGAUCAGUUUGCACCUGAAUUUUGUUCCUUCAUUUCUGCAUGCAUGCAGAAAAACCCUGAGGACCGGCUAUCAGCUCAGAGACUCCUGACUCAUCGCUUUAUCACCAAAUAUGAAUGUCCAGACGUGAAUCUUGCUUCUUACUUGACUAGUGUGGGGUCUCCCUUGGCUACUUUCUGACGAUUGCUUGGCGAUACCAGGAAGGCUGGAAGCUCAUUUUCAAGCGCUGCUGUUUCAUCUUCUGCCAGUUCAUAGAUCCCAAUUUUUAAGCCAAUAUUUAGCUGGUUUGUUGCCUCUCUACCGACACAAAUCCAGUCACUCGGCAAACUAUGGACAACAGAAAUCUUCUGCUGAUGUUUUCUGUGGGAGUGCUUUGAGGCUAAACAUCAAGCCUGGUUACUUGCGGGAUAGGAAUGCUGAAUCUCCCUUUUUCACCCCAAGGACCUUACGAUAGCUGGUUGAUAGAGGACAUUUCAUCAGUUCAGUUCCUAUGGGAGCUCAGUCUCUGGGAGCAAGUUCUCUCUCUCUCUCUCUCUCUCUCUCUACUAUGCUACAAGGAUUGGUGUGGUACAUGGCAAAAAUGCUGAUUGUCUUGCAAGUUUUGGUGCGAAAAAUUCCCCAUGGUUGUAUCACGAUGAAUCAGAAAAUCAAUCUUAAAUCAUGAAUAUUCAGAGUUAUUUGUUA
Molecule: messenger RNA, 1899 nt
Organism: Nymphaea colorata (pocket water lily)
Lineage: Eukaryota; Viridiplantae; Streptophyta; Magnoliopsida; Nymphaeales; Nymphaeaceae
Product: mitogen-activated protein kinase kinase 2-like
Exons: 9
Coding region: 334-1395 (353 amino acids)
Biological process (GO): MAPK cascade; protein phosphorylation
Molecular function (GO): MAP kinase kinase activity; ATP binding
Source: RefSeq, a predicted model, not a curated record